Molecule: messenger RNA, 1011 nt
Organism: Pestalotiopsis fici W106-1
Lineage: Eukaryota; Fungi; Ascomycota; Sordariomycetes; Amphisphaeriales; Sporocadaceae
Exons: 4
Coding region: 1-1011 (336 amino acids)
Cellular component (GO): intracellular anatomical structure
Molecular function (GO): oxidoreductase activity, acting on NAD(P)H, oxygen as acceptor
Source: RefSeq, a predicted model, not a curated record
AUGACGGCCAUCACUCCACAAUUCGCUCGAGGAGCUUCCUCUGUCGUUCGAUCGGUGCGUCGAGCGCCUCGAUUGACAUUGGCACAAGGUGCCAUUCCUCGAUUGUCUGCUGCUGCAUCUUGCAGAGCAGGCGCUUCGUCGAGCUACCUCCCCAGGACCUUUUCGUCCUCAUCCAGACAGCAGGAUCGCGAACCCAUCAAAAACAGCCCGAGAGCUCUGUUGCCCGAAUUCAGCCUCAAGGACAAGGUCAUUAUCGUGUCUGGCGGUGCGCAGGGUCUUGGAUUGGUUCAGACAGAGGCUUUGCUCGAGGCUGGAGCAGCAGUACACGUGUUUGACCGCCAGCCUCAGCCAGGCGCUGGAAGCAAAUACGAAAAGGUUGCCAAGCGUGCUGUUGGCGAGUUGGAGACCACCCUGACAUAUCACCAAAUUGAUGUGCGAACAGGUGUCCAACACAUCAAUUCGAUCACCGAAGAAAUUGCGGAGCAGCAUGGACACAUUGACGGUUUGAUCGCUGCGGCUGGCAUCCAGCAGGAGACGCCUGCAUUGGAGUAUACGGCAGAGGACGCAGACAGAAUGCUGGGUGUCAAUGUGACGGGCGUUUUGAUGACGGCACAAGCAGUCGCCAGACAAAUGGUCAAGAGAAAGACAGAGGGAAGCCUGGUCUUGAUUGCUAGCAUGAGCGGAACGAUUGCCAACCGUGGACUGAUCUGCCCGGUCUAUAAUGCUUCGAAAGCUGGAGUCAUCCAGUUGGCACGCAACCUUGCUUCCGAGUGGGGUGAGCAUGGCAUCCGCGUCAACACCAUCUCUCCUGGAUACAUCGUCACCGAGAUGGUUGAGAAGCUGUUUGUGCAGUAUCCUGAGCGCGAAAAGGAGUGGCCAACUCAUAACAUGCUGAACAAGCUUAGCAAGCCCGAAGACUAUCGCGGCGCCGCCGUAUUCUUGCUUAGCGAUGCCAGCCGAUUCAUGACUGGGUCAGAUCUGCGGAUUGAUGGCGGUCAUGCCGCCUGGUAG